AUGGCUGACACAAAUCCAUGCCCCCCACCUUGUCAAUUCCCAGCAAUCGACAAAUGCAGAUCGGACGGCCGGGAACACGACACGGUGGUUGCUGACAUGGACGGAACCUUGCUGGUGGGCCGCAGCUCAUUCCCUUACUUCGCACUUGUGGCCUUCGAGGUCGGCGGGAUUUUCCGGCUUCUCUUCCUAAUCCUAGCCGCUCCCCUCGCCGGACUUCUCUACUAUUUCAUCUCGGAGUCCGCCGGGAUUCGCGUGCUGGUUUUCGCGACGUUCGCCGGAAUGAGAGUCGCCGACAUCGAGUCGGUGGCGCGUGCCGUCCUGCCCAAGUUUUAUUCCGGCGACUUGCACCCGGAGACGUGGCGGGUUUUCUCGUCCUGUGGGAAGAGAUGCGUGCUCACUGCGAAUCCGAGGAUCAUGGUGGAGGCUUUCCUGAAGGAGUAUUUGGGCGCUGAUAUGGUUAUUGGGACAGAGAUUUCUACGUUUAAGGGUAGAGCUACGGGGUUGGUAAAUGAACCUGGAAUUCUGGUCGCCAAGAACAAAGCCGAUGCUCUCCAAAAUGCCUUUGCCUCGUCGCCACCUCCAGAUGUUGGAAUUGGUGAUCGCAUGACUGAUUUUCCUUUCAUGAAAUUAUGCAAGGAAAGUUACAUGGUACCACCAAAUCCAAAGGUGAAGCCACUGAGCAUUGACAAAUUACCAAAGCCAAUAGUUUUCCACGACGGCCGGCUGGUUCAAAAACCCAGUCCCCUAAUGGCACUCUUGAUAGUUCUAUGGAUCCCAGUAGGCUUCCUUCUUGCGUGCAUGAGAAUCGCCGCCGGAGCACUCCUCCCAAUGCCGCUAGUUUACUACGCAUUCUGGGCACUGGGCGUGAGAGUCACCGUGAAAGGCACCCCUCCGCCGCCUGCUUCAAAAUCCACCGGCCAAACAGGGGUCCUCUUCGUUUGCUCACACCGAACACUCCUCGACCCAAUCUUCCUCUCCACCGCCCUGGGCCGCCCAAUCCCGGCGGUCACCUACUCCCUCUCACGCCUCUCCGAGAUCAUAUCCCCCAUCAAGACCGUCCGGCUCAGCCGCGACCGCGUCACCGACGCUAACAUGAUCAAGAAGUUGUUAGAAGAAGGGGACUUGGCCAUAUGCCCGGAAGGAACCACGUGCCGAGAACCGUUCUUGCUCCGAUUCUCCGCCUUGUUCGCCGAGCUGACGGACGAGCUGGUGCCGGUGGCGAUGUCGAACAGAAUGAGCAUGUUCCACGGCACGACGGCGAGAGGGUGGAAAGGAAUGGACCCUUUCUACUUCUUCAUGAACCCCAGCCCUGCCUACCAAGUCAAUUUCUUAAACAAGUUGCCGGCGCACCUCACUUGCGGCGCCGGAAAAUCAAGCCACGAUGUUGCCAAUUACAUACAGAGGACGAUUGCGGCGACAUUAUCGUACGAGUGCACCAGCUUUACUAGGAAGGACAAGUAUGGAGCUUUGGCCGGAAAUGAUGGAACCGUAAAUCACAAGCCGGGACUUGCACCCAACAAAGCCAUGGGAUGUUAA
Ipomoea nil (Japanese morning glory) is the source of this 1536-nucleotide messenger RNA. Its product is annotated as glycerol-3-phosphate 2-O-acyltransferase 6-like. Lineage: Eukaryota; Viridiplantae; Streptophyta; Magnoliopsida; Solanales; Convolvulaceae. Gene Ontology annotation, cellular component: membrane. The transcript is spliced from 2 exons. Gene Ontology annotation, biological process: cutin biosynthetic process. Bases 1 to 1536 code for a protein of 511 amino acids. The record is from RefSeq and is a predicted model, not a curated record. Gene Ontology annotation, molecular function: glycerol-3-phosphate 2-O-acyltransferase activity; phosphatase activity.